Molecule: messenger RNA, 1665 nt
Organism: Ruditapes philippinarum (Manila clam)
Lineage: Eukaryota; Metazoa; Mollusca; Bivalvia; Venerida; Veneridae
Product: transmembrane protein 26-like
Exons: 2
Source: RefSeq, a predicted model, not a curated record
GUGGACCCCAUGUUUCCUGAUAUACCUUGCCUCUACUAUACCUGCUAUAUGGCUUCUACAACUGAACCAAUACGACCGUUUCAAGAAUCCCAGCAAGUGGACAACAACUGUCACUCCUCUACCUGUAACCGCCACAAGCUCUACACCUGUAACGAACGUGACAGUUAAUGGUACGGAUGUGCCAAUACAGAAUACAACAUUUGUCACAGACAUGUUGAAUUUUACCACGAUUAAUACAACCAUUACAACAACACCAGAACCUGAUGAGCCUGUUUUCGGCACAUUAAACAAUGAUGUAUGGGUUAUCAUAGUUGAGGAAUCGCUUGUAUACCUGCUUGUCUUCAGUCGAUGGCUGCUUCCACGUGGUGAAGUCUCGCGAGAUUUCCUAGCCGAUUUAUUGCUAGAGUUCCUGGCUAUUGCAUCUGACAUAAUGGAAUUGCUGGCAGUUUUCGACGAAGAAGAUGUUCGAAGUAAUUUGAAGCUUACCUACGUUAUAUUGGCUGUUUGGUCAGCGAGUUUCAUUCAGUUCAUUCCUAUAUUUAUGCAGAAAAAACGAUUUCGUAGGGCACGUUCCCCGAAUGUUGAGUUCCUAACAAGGCAUUGUGGGGACAAGUUCAUUGAGAUUGUGGUAACAUGUAUGAGUAUCUUCCUACAAGAUUUACCUUUCCUUGUAGUGAGGUUAUACAUCAUUAUAGAGGUUAACCUGAUUACAUACAGUCUGAUAUUCUUCUUGUUGAAGAACAUUGUAACUUUGAUGUUAUUGUUCUACAGGUUAGGUAUUCUCUGCUACCGACUUCCGCACUGCAAAGGAAAACCCGCAUAAAUACAACCAUAGUUAUACAAUGUUACCAUAUGUAAUUAUAUAUUACUAGUACCAUUAAUAGAAUAUAAUUAAGUAUUAUACUGAAAUUAUAUAGCUGUUCAAUAUAAACAUGUAACUGUUGAUCCAAAUACCGCCAUUUUAUAAAUGCGCAUGGGAAUAGGUCAUUCAUCUGGAUACGUUAUGCUGUAUUUGGUUUUUGUUUCCGGUUUGAUUUAAUUAAAGUAAAGUCGACAAAAAGUGACUCGACUACCCAUUGUUAUUGGUGAAGGAAGACCGCAGGUAUCCGUCUGUUACAGCGGUCCCUGGUGGGAUUUGAACAUACAGGAGCGGUGAUGGACAGAUGAUGAAAGUUAAGCCAUCAACGUAAGCUAACAGGACAAAGAGGUCUCUGAACGAUACAAUGCAUAUUUCGUAUGAAUCUGCAGAUUGUGUAAAACCUACAUAUAGCUGGACUGUUGAUACUUGUACUGGAAUAAAAAGUUUCUACAACAAACAAUAUUGAAGAAAGCUCCUGAUACACUGAUAAUGGACAAGUGCAUAAACAAAAAAAAUAUUUUAUUUCAUCUGUAUAGAGCAGAAUUGUUUUUUUUUUAUUUUGUAUGGUAUUACAUUGUUAUUCUAAAAUAUAUAUGUCUAUAUUUAUAAAUGAACUGAUGUUUCGUUGUUUGUCGUCUGAUGGUUUGAAUAAAAUCGUCAGAUUUCUAAUUCGUAUAUUGCAAUGUUUACAUUCCUCUUUCUUACGUACAUUAUAUUUACGCGCAUUUAAUUUCGAUACUUAUAUUUCACCAUCUGCACGUCUUUCAAAAUUCCCAUACAAAUUUGAAUAAAAAGUAUUCACGCUG